UGAAUGCAAAUAUCUCUCGAUUUAUAAAUGUACUAUACUAAGCGGAGAGUAGUAUCUGAUAGCUGGUUGUAAAGUAUCUUGUUGGGAGGAAUGGUUCUAAACUUGUGUCUUGUUUUGUUGGAGAAAGAAGGAUCAGAAGUCAGAUGAUGAUGAAGAAAUGCAUGCACGUAUCCUUGUUUGCAAUUGUCUCUGUGAUACUCCUGUGGGUGUCAUAUAUGAAACGCUUUGGUUUCCCAGACUCUGAGAUUGACAGGUUUGUGAUAUCAGGCAGCAUAGGUGAAAAUGAUUCUCCAGUAUGGACACAACAACCGCAAUUUGUCUAUCUCGUCCAAGGCGCAUCAAGACACCCUAUUCCCAAUCUCAACGCCAAGCCGAGUAGAGAAAUAGUAUGGCUGACGUACAGAGACAAAACAGGCGACAUCUACUUUCCGAACAGCACUCUCACAGAAGGUCGUAACCGGCUGCUCUUGGAAGCAAUUGACCGUGCAUCUAAGAGGAAUGACGGUGGCUACUUGUACUACCUCUUUCUGGACGAUGAUUUGUUGCUGAGAAAUGAGAAUGAUAGGAAACGCUGGUGGAGAGAAGAUUUACCAAACAACCCUUUUGAUCGAUUUGAGCUAUUUUUACUCGAUUUCCAACCAGCAGUUGGAUUUGCAAGAUAUCAACAUAAUAUCCAUGAUGCUCCAGCCCCAGUGGGGGUGAAAUAUAAUUUCGAUGCUAUUUUCAACGGGUUCCACCGCCACACAAUUUCCUUCAUGUUGCCAUACAUAGGCGAUUUAGAUCACACAUCAUGGUGGUUUUCGCAGUGGUUUGUCAUUCACAUAUCUGCUAUGUUUUAUAAUUCAAAUCGUGUCCUUUGCAACGCAGUUUAUGCAAUAAAUCCAAGAUAUCAUGGGAACAAUAAGUUGAAGGGAGCCUACACCGAUUCUGAAGAUUUUCGUAUACCGCGUGAUUAUUUUCGGACAUGGAUAGACAAGAACAACAAAGUUAAAACCGCCAACGGGGAAAAUAUUAACUUGCUUCGGACCUUUAAGAGACAGGCUCUGUAUUUGGACAUUCCAGGAAAAGCCGACAGAAAACACAGUAUGGAAUACAGAGUUUCUACAAAGUUUAUAACCAUUGCAUUCAAUAAGUCCCAUCCGGGCAUUCAAAAGAUUCUGCGCUGGAGAAAUUUACCAAAAGUAAGGAAUAUCCUGUAUGGGAGUGAGAAGGAUGAACCUGACUUCUUUCCAGAUGUUUUCCCCUUGCACUAA
Lingula anatina is the source of this 1253-nucleotide messenger RNA. RefSeq lists its product as uncharacterized. Lineage: Eukaryota; Metazoa; Brachiopoda; Lingulata; Lingulida; Lingulidae. The record is from RefSeq and is a predicted model, not a curated record.